This is a messenger RNA of Girardinichthys multiradiatus, 1328 nucleotides long. RefSeq names its product keratin 98 (gene krt98). Gene Ontology annotation, molecular function: structural molecule activity. Lineage: Eukaryota; Metazoa; Chordata; Actinopteri; Cyprinodontiformes; Goodeidae. The record is from RefSeq and is a predicted model, not a curated record. The coding region runs from base 64 to 1278 and encodes 404 amino acids. The transcript is spliced from 8 exons.
UGAUGCUUUGCACUGCAGAUCAUCUCCAGUUAUCCUUGCUGGUUCAGAACCAGACUCUCCAAGAUGUCUUUCAGUUCCAGACCCUACAGCCAGAGGUCCGUCAGCCAGAAGACCAUGAGUGUCUAUGGUGGUGCAGGGGAUUAUGGCACCCGCAUCUCCACACCGCUGAUUGGCCACUCAUACUACUCAUCAAGAGGUUUAGACCUCACCGACGGGCUUGACCUCCACGUUGAUGCCAACGAGAAGGCUAUGCUUCAGAACCUGAAUGACCGUCUGGCCUCCUAUCUGGAGAAGGUGCGCAAGCUGGAGAAGGAGAACGAACGUCUGGAUAGGCAGAUCAGUGAGUGGUACAUGAGCAAAACUGUGAUCACCCAUGAUUACAGUGCCUACUUGGCCACCAUCGCAAACCUGCAGGAUAAGAUCCGAGCUGCCUCCACUUCCAACGCUAAGAUCUACUUGGAGAUUGACAAUUCAAAAUUGGCCGCUGAGGACUUUAAAAUGAAGUAUGAGAACGAGCUAAGCAUGAGGCAUGCUGUAGACAGUGACAUCGCUGGACUGAGGAAGGUGCUGGAUGAUCUCAAUCUGAACAGAAUGGAUCUGGAGAGUCAGUACGAGUCCCUGAAGGACGAGCUCAUCUUCUUGAAGAAGAACCAUGAAGAGGAACUUGCUCUGCUAAGGGCUCACAUGAGCGGCCAGGUUAACGUGGAGGUGGAGGCUCCUUCUCCUGUAGACCUGAACCAGAUCAUGACAGAGAUCAGAGAGCACUACGAGGGUGUUAUUACCAAGAACCGCAAGGAGCUGGAGUUGUGGUACCAGAACAAGAUUACAGUGGUGGAGAAGGAUGCAGAAGUACGUUCAACCAGUCUUGAGGCAUCCCGCCUUGAGAUUAAAGAACUGAAGAGCACCCUGCAGAGGCUUCAGAUUGAACAGCAGUCCCAUCUGAGUAUGAAAUCAUCUCUAGAGGCAACUCUGCGAGAGACUCAGGAACGCUAUUCAGCACAGCUGGCAGGUCUCCAGUCCAUGGUCACAGGCCUGGAAGCUCAGAUGACACUUCUCACCGUCAGCAUCAAUGAAAACAACCUGAAGUACGGCACACUUCUGGACCUCAAGACCCGUCUGGAGGCAGAAAUUGUGGAGUACAGGAGGCUGCUCGAUGGGGAGGAUGACAGAUCAAAACAAGCAGUGAUCACAAAGACCAUCAUUGUGCAGGAGACAGUUGUGGAUGGAAAGGUGGUCACUUCUUCUAAGACGGUGGACGUUGAUGUGGAUCAAGUUUAGUAAAAAUAUGAAAGGCAUCAGAAAAAUUCUAUAAAGAUUUUGCAGUCAAA